Molecule: messenger RNA, 2002 nt
Organism: Corythoichthys intestinalis (scribbled pipefish)
Lineage: Eukaryota; Metazoa; Chordata; Actinopteri; Syngnathiformes; Syngnathidae
Product: sperm acrosome membrane-associated protein 4-like
Exons: 3
Coding region: 100-480 (126 amino acids)
Biological process (GO): sperm-egg recognition
Cellular component (GO): membrane
Source: RefSeq, a predicted model, not a curated record
UGUUAUAAAUGAGUCUGGUGGGAAAAAAAGGAAAAAAGUUUGAUUCUAACGGUCAGUGUGCACGGAAGCUUCUCGCUCGGCGACCUAUUGUCAAUCAACAUGAACCGAAUUGUUUUCCAGCUCGUCGCCGUGGGAGUCCUUUUCGCAGUCGGCCAGGCUCUGCAGUGCUACGAAUGUAAAAUUGGCUUCUGGAACCUGUGCAUCACGAAGACGGUGACGUGCGCAGAAGGAGAGCGUUGCUUCAGCGGCAAAGGCAAAGCAGCUGGCUUCGUGGACGUCUCCAUGAAGGGUUGCCUGAAGUUGAACAAGUGCAAUUCCACCGAGGACGUGAAUUUCCCCUCCAGCAGCAACACCACCAUCUACAAAAUGACCAAGACUUGCUGCCUCGGCAACCUGUGCAACGCCGCGCCGGGCGUCUCCAGCUCGGCGCUGGUCCUCUCCACCGUCGCCGCUUUGCUUAUGGCACACAUGUUGGUGUAACCCAAUGUCACAUUAUCCUCUUUAGCGUCUCUUUAAAAGCGGGGUCAGUUUUAUAUUGAUAACACCUAGCUAUAGCACUAAAUCAUUUCAUGUAUAGAUGUGUAAGUGUAAACGUCAAUAGAAAAAGAACCCGCUUGAGGUUGUAAACAUUUCUUUAAGUUUUGUUUUCGGGUAUUGCUUCAACUUUAUUUUUUAAUGUCUGAAGCUCUGCAAGUUUCUCCUAUAACUGUCAGUUAUAAGUUUUUUUUGUUCUUUAUUUGGCGUGAAUAAGCUUGAUGUUGUAUUUGCAAUAGUAAGAAUGACAAAUAUCAUUUUGAACAGGCAUUGCCAGGCGAUCGAACACAUUUCAAAUUCGUUUUCUACCAUAUGUGUGACUCUGAAACGGUUUAUGUAAGGCUGCCAUUAACGGGAGACAAUAAAGUUUUUGAAUCUGGGAAGAAAGUGCUUUCUUGGGUGCAGCAAUUGUCAUGGAUGUGAUGCAGUUUCGUUAGGGCCCACUCAGAGGUUGCGCUAGACUUUUUCGUUGUCUGUCAUUUUGACUGACAGGGUCAUAAAAAUCCCGUCAUAAUCUAUUUUUACCCGUCACUUAAAUUUUUAAAAUGAUGAUAAUGACAUUGUUGUGACCCUUUGUUUGGCAUAAUUCACCUUCCGUACUUGUGUGUCCAUUUGGCCGAGCGCGUUACCGGCUACGACACAAGUCACGUGACAGAGACACUUAAGAGCCGCGUCCGUUCCGGCUUGAAUAGAGUUCACAGAGAGCAGCAGAGCCACAGCGGCUGGACACAGCAAUUCUAGCUAACAAGACUCUUAACAUUUCAUACCGCUUCAACAUAUUCAAUAGUAUUUAGUUUUCAGCAGUGUUGGGAGUAACGCCGUUACGUAACGGCGUUAUUUUUUCAGUAACUGGGUAAUCUAAUUUUUCCGCCGUUGCAACGCCGUAACCGUUACUGACGGUCAAAAGCGGUGCGUUACUUACUCUGAAUAAAUUGAAGAAACGACCAGCCGUGUCGAGUCGACUCUCUGCUCUGUUGAUUUGUCAUUCAAGAUUUGGGGUGCGUUCAGGUUCGAGAAUAGUGCACGUACUUCUGACUCCAAGCUGUUUGUCCCUGCUCAUUCAAUUAGACAAUGCUUUAUAAAGUUUAGUAACGUUUCUCUGUUUGCUGCACCUGAUGCUAGCCUCGUUCCCAUCUCCCACUGUCAGCCAGCAAUAAUUCUGCUUCCAUCUUGAGGACGGCAGACGCUUUGAAGGUGACGUGAAUUGUCGGGAAACGAGCCUACCUAAAUGCAGCCCCUCGAGAGAUGCGAUGAAAGUGAUUGUGAUUGGCUGAGGGUUAGUCAUGUGUCGUUGUAAGCCAAUCAGAGCCGGUGAUUUCACAAGCAAACCGGAACAGCGCGUGCGGCAAACACACACACGCAAAACAGAUGCACAGGGUCGGGAUGGCAGAGCAUUCAGAAGAAAAAUUGUCCUUUUAAGAGGUGGAGAUAUAGACACUAUUUCAAGUUUGUCGAAAUUAAAAGAACC